Molecule: messenger RNA, 1325 nt
Organism: Drosophila busckii
Lineage: Eukaryota; Metazoa; Arthropoda; Insecta; Diptera; Drosophilidae
Product: thioredoxin-related transmembrane protein 2 homolog
Exons: 1
Coding region: 277-1101 (274 amino acids)
Cellular component (GO): membrane-bounded organelle
Molecular function (GO): disulfide oxidoreductase activity
Source: RefSeq, a predicted model, not a curated record
GGUUUCAAAUGUAAAUUCAAAUACAAUAAUUUCCGGCGCGCUAACAAGAGUUGUACUAGUCCAGUAAACUAUCGAUAACUUUAUCCAGCAGCUUAAAGUGGCAGCACUGCAAAUAACAGCUGUUCUGAAUGUCGAUAGUCACACAUCACACUGUCAUUCACGCGUUGAUUAAAUAAAAUUAGCUAAUAACAAAAGAAAAGAAAAACACGGGAAGUUGUUAAUUAAAAAGGUGACCCAGUUACGAAUACACUUGCCCGGGCUCCGCAUUGCAUCGUCAUGUCGUGGAAAAAGCAAUUGCAGAUUCUCGCAAAGCCCUAUUAUUGGGUAAACAUACUGCUGGCCGUUUCGUAUUUAUUGGCAAAGAAGACGCGAAUAAUUUGCACGCGCCUUUUCCAACAAGGGGGAGAGGAGGAUGUCUGUGAUAUGGACAGUCGUGAAAUUGAGAUACUGUUCUUCUUGCUAAUUGUUGUCAUGAUACGGUCGCGCAAGUCAGGCAGCGUGACUAUGAUUAACUAUUUGACGUCUUCGUUUCUCUAUACAAAGGUAGCUAACAUGAUACUUUGGUCAUAUGCAGAUUUUCGUUAUGGCCUGGGAUUCCUGUUGUUGUGCGUGCUGGUCGGCAUGCUGCUCCCGGAGCCGUCGUACCGUGGUCCUGAACAUAUUACCUACUUCCGCAAUUCACAAGUCUUUGAUGAGGAGCUGGCUCGUGACAAGCGCACAACUUGGCUGAUUUGCUUCUAUACAGUUUGGAAUCCCAGCUGCGUUAACUUUGCACCCAUAUUCGCCGAGCUAUCGGCGGAGUAUAAUACGGAUCUGUUGAAGUUUGGCAAAAUCGAUAUUGGUCGCUUCCCAGAUGUGGCGCAAAAGUAUCGCAUUUCUGACAGCAGCUUCUCACGCCAGCUGCCCACGGUUAUACUGUUCCAGCAGGGCAAGGAAGUGGAUCGCCGGCCUUGCAGUGAUGCCAAGAAUAAGCUGCAAAAGUUCUUCUUCUCCAGCGACAAUGUGCGCGCCACCUUUGGACUGAACCAGCUUUACAAACAGGCUGUGGAGCGACAGCCGGCAGCCAAGCAAGCUGCCGUGGAGUCUAAAAAGUCACAGUAAACGAAUCUCAUCUCUCAUGACGCUUGUACGUGCUAGUAGCUGUAGUUUGUAGCUAUAAUUUAUUUGUUGCACAAAAUGUUCACCUUGAGACACGUUCUACAUAAAACUAUGUAACUAAAUUUAAAACACAAUUUGUAACUAAUGCGUACAUUUGUAAACGAUGCCAUUGCCUAAUUUAUUUCUCUUAAUUUGCAAAGACAAAUGCUUAGUUUUUAAUUAAUAAA